CAUCAAAAGAAGAAUAAAAGAAAAAGAACAGAAAAAGAGCGUGAGAGAGAGAGAGGGAGUGGGAGAGGAGGAGGUCGGAGAAAGAAAUGAAGAGAAGAGGAGUAGGGAGGUGAGGAAGAGAGGAUAUAGUGGUGGCCUAUUGGGACACCAUCAAUUGGGUGAAAGGUGGGAUCUUUGGGGGGUUGGAAGGGAAGAGGGGGAGAUGGGGAACGUGACAUCGUCGGUGGCGGCACGGUUCGCAUUCUUCCCGCCGGAGCCGGCGACGUACGAGGUGUUCCGGGAGAGGGGAGGGGAUGGGCGGCUCUGCCUGACGGGGCUGUCGCCGGAGAAGAACGUGGAGGUGCACCUGGUGGAGACCCGCGCCGGGAACCGAGUGGUGGCCACGUUCUGGCGCCACCCCCGCGCCCGCUUCACCGUCCUCUACUCCCACGGCAAUGCCGCUGACCUCGGUCAGAUGCUCGACCUCUUCCUUGAGCUCCGCGCUCACCUCCGCGUCAAUAUCAUGAGUUACGAUUACUCAGGCUAUGGAGCAUCGACGGGGAAGCCAUCUGAAUUCAACACAUACUAUGACAUAGAAGCAGUAUAUGAUUGUCUGAAGAAAGAGUAUGGAAUAAGACAGGAGGAUCUCAUUUUGUAUGGCCAGUCUGUUGGUAGCGGACCAACAUUGCACCUCGCUGCACGAUUACAGAAACUGAGAGGCGUCGUUCUCCAUAGUGCAAUUCUCUCGGGCAUACGUGUCUUGUAUCCUGUGAAAGUGACAUUCUGCUUUGAUAUCUUUAAAAACAUUGACAAGAUACGACAAGUCAACUGCCCAGUCUUUGUUAUACAUGGAACGGCUGAUGACAUCGUCGACUGGACUCAUGGGAAACGUUUGUGGGAACUAUCCAAAAUAAAAUAUGAUCCCUUGUGGAUCAAGGGUGGUGGUCACUGCAACUUAGAGACAUAUCCUGAAUAUAUCAAGCACUUGCGAAAAUUUAUUAAUGCCAUGGAGAAACUUCCACUUGUGAAACAGAACAACCAAAGCAGGCUUCCGACAACAACCAUCACAGAAUCAAAACAUAACAAGUGUUUGAGAUUUGGCAAGAGAUAGCUGUUCAAACGACGCCCGUAGGUUCAUCUGCAUUUAUGCCUCAAUCCUUUGCACAAGUCUGUCUGUCUUCAACAGGCACCGCAUGAGCUAUGAUCGAUCGAAGACAAAGACCACAGAGAGUAGGUACAUUAUUGACUCAGAAAGCCGUAACUUCCGUGUCUAAAAAUGAUCCUAAAGAAUACUAAUCCGCUGAGAUCCUGUCGCAAUCCAUGUCUCUGGAAUCGACAAGUAUGCUUCAUCGAUCCAAUUAUUUGUCUGAUUUGCCAGAUUGAUGGCUUGUGUAAACACUUCCACUUCAAAAGCAAAUACAUGGUUUGUUUCUCGAAUCUUGCACUCCAUGUUCUCCUUCUUGAAAGAACACUUCUUCAUGUAAGUCGGUAGAUUUUGUUUUGCUUGACAUUAUCUCCUCUGGACAACAUUGAAAAGUGAAGCUAAAUGAUGAAAGAUGGGAAUCAAGUUUCUGAUA
This is a messenger RNA of Musa acuminata AAA Group (dessert banana), 1556 nucleotides long. RefSeq lists its product as uncharacterized. NCBI's taxonomy places the organism in Eukaryota, Viridiplantae, Streptophyta, Magnoliopsida, Zingiberales, Musaceae. The coding region runs from base 203 to 1090 and encodes 295 amino acids. The record is from RefSeq and is a predicted model, not a curated record. The transcript is spliced from 5 exons.